Theobroma cacao (cacao) is the source of this 1274-nucleotide messenger RNA. NCBI's taxonomy places the organism in Eukaryota, Viridiplantae, Streptophyta, Magnoliopsida, Malvales, Malvaceae. The record is from RefSeq and is a predicted model, not a curated record.
CAAGAUCUUUUUCAUACACGCUUUUGUAAGAAAAUCAAAUAACAAUAACCCAAUGCAAAAUGACACAUAAAAAAGGAUCGGUCGGUCAAAACCUGCUGAAAAGAAUCCUAUUCAGCUUCAUCGGAAUUCAUCAGAGUGAAAGAAUCAAGAACCAUGGAGUAACAGCCAAAGGAUCCGCUAAAAAAGUACUCUUAUUUCACCGGAUUUGAGGUGCAUCUACCUGAAAUGUACCUCUUCAAUCCGCGAACUCCCAAAAAAGUCAGUGACUUGUCGCCAGCUUGACAGCUUGUGGUCGUGGGGUAAAAGAUUCUGAAACGCCGACGGUCCGCUGAGUCAGCAUGUGAGAGAAGAUCCAAAUUUCCGAAUGGAUAAGCCAUUGGAAGCAAUUUGUUAACCCAAUCGAGCUAACCCUGGUUAACCAACUAUCUAUAAAUAUUUUUACCCAUCUGGCUACUUCUCCAACACAAAGCAAACACAACAACAAACAAUCAACUGUCUUUCACACAUCAGAACAAUGGCUUCCACAUCUUCUGCAUUCGCCUGUUUCGGCUCCUCCUCUGCUCAUUUCAUGGGCCACAAAGUUUCAAUCAAGGAACCCAGUUCCGUGCCGACAAGUGUCCAAUUCCGGCCACUCCGUGUCUCCGCCGCUUGUGCAUCGACGGCUGAGAGACCGGUUUCCCACAUUGCUUCUCCAGCGUCACUGUACGAGGUCUUGGGGAUCCAGAUGGGCGCCACUUGUCAGGAAAUAAAGGCUGCUUACCGGAGACUGGCGCGAGUCCUGCAUCCCGACGUCUCAUCUAGCGGUCAAAAUAACGCCACCGCACACGAGUUCAUCAAAGUACAUGAAGCUUACGCCACGCUGUCUGAUCCCGAGAAACGCGCCGAUUACGAUCGGACGUUGUUGUUCAGACCGAGACGAUCCUUCGCCGUGUCAGCGUCCGCCGCAUCUAUGGCCAGCCCCACGUCUUCUGGAUUUUCUGGUUACACGAGGGGAAGCUGGGAAACUGAUCAAUGUUGGUGACACUUUGGACAAAUCACGAAGUUCAGGACUGGAUUUUUUAGUUGUGUAGAUUUCAGAGUGAUGAUUGGAAACUUUGCCCCCUGAUUUUCAUUGUUUUGGGCCUUUUGGUUUUUGGGGAGAACUGAUAACUGCUAACACUCCUGUCUGUAAAUAGAAAAAUAUUUAAACUAAAACAGGCGGCUUUUUUAUAGCCUGAGUUUGUAAAGUUUGGAUUUUCUUAUAUCAUUCAUGGAUUCAGUGUUCUGUUUCUUUA